Raphanus sativus (radish) is the source of this 824-nucleotide messenger RNA. Its product is annotated as putative methylesterase 19. Gene Ontology annotation, biological process: jasmonic acid metabolic process; salicylic acid metabolic process. The record is from RefSeq and is a predicted model, not a curated record. Lineage: Eukaryota; Viridiplantae; Streptophyta; Magnoliopsida; Brassicales; Brassicaceae. The transcript has 2 exons. Gene Ontology annotation, molecular function: methyl jasmonate esterase activity; methyl indole-3-acetate esterase activity; methyl salicylate esterase activity.
GCUGAAAAGAAAAGGCAAAUGGAGAAGCAGAGUAAGAAACACUUUGUGCUUGUCCAUGCGGGAUGCCACGGCGCGUGGAGUUGGUACAAGGUGAAAACACUUCUAGAAGCUGCGGGACACUGUGUCUCUGCUAUCGAUCUGUCUGCAUCGGGUGCCAACACGACCAGAGUGGUAGAGAUUCAGACGUUGGAGGAUUAUUCCAAGCCAUUGCUAGAGAUGAUGGGCUCGCUUGCCUCUGAAGAAAAGGUGGUCCUAGUCGCUCAUAGCGUGGGACGUAUACCGGCUGCUCACGCUGCUGACAUCUUUCCUUGUAAGACCGCUGCUAUUGUCUUCUUGACAUCGUCGAUGCCCGACACCAAAAACCCGCCUGCUUACGUUGUCGAAAAGGUACAUAAAAAUGUCUCAGCAUAAAAUGUUUUUUACUAAGCUACGGUGAUUCGAAGCUACGGGACAUGUGAGCGUCCUCUACAGACUAUUCUUUUCGGACCAAAGUUCUUGGCCGAGAAAUUUGACCAACUGUCUCCAGUUGAAGAUCUUGAAUUGGCGCAAAUGUUGGUGAGGGUAAACCCAUUAGUUACUAAUAAUCUGGCAGGGACACGAAGUUUCACUGAGAAAGGGUAUGGAUCGAUUCCACGUAUUUAUAUUAUAUGCGAAGAAGAUAAUAUAAUACCUAAGGAAUACCAGCACUGGAUAGUCAGGAACUUUCCACCAAAAGAAGUAGUAAAGAUCAAAGAUGCUGAUCAUAUGCCAAUGAACUCCAAGCCUCGAGAACUUUGUGCUUGUUUCUUGAAGAUCGCAGAUACGUAUGCAUGAAUCAAACCUGA